Molecule: messenger RNA, 1279 nt
Organism: Capsaspora owczarzaki ATCC 30864
Lineage: Eukaryota; Filasterea; Ministeriida; Capsasporidae
Exons: 6
Coding region: 12-1226 (404 amino acids)
Biological process (GO): glycerophospholipid biosynthetic process
Cellular component (GO): mitochondrion
Source: RefSeq, a predicted model, not a curated record
GUUUGAGCAAAAUGUUGCUUUCGGCUGGCAUUGCAUUGAAUCGCGGGAAUCGCCGUGCGUGGACGACUCUUGCUCGCAAAGUGCACUCGAAAGGGUCGAUCAGCCCCAUUGCACCAGGAGCAGCAGCAGCCGCAGCAGCAGCAGCACUCCAGCAGCAGCAGCAGCAGCAGGGCAACCGGGCGCCCGGAAUACUGUUUGACAUUGACGGCGUGCUGAUUCGAGGCAACACGGUGCUGAACGAAGCCAAGGAGGCCUUCCAGAUGCUAUCCAAGCGGCACUUACUCAAGAAUAUCCCAUACAUGUUCGUGACCAAUGGCGGAGGCACAACUGAGGCACACAAGGCGCAUCAGCUCUCGAAAUGGCUGCAUGUUCCGGUUUCGGAAAAGCAAGUUGUGCUUUCACACACGCCAUUGCGAAUGUACGAGCAGUACUUUAACAAGACCGUUUUGCUGAUUGGACAAGGCCCUCUGAAGGAAAUUGCAGCGUCAUAUGGCUUUCAGAAGACCUUGGACCUUGAUGACAUGAGAAAGGCGUUUCCGUUGAUGGACAUUGUCAAUAUGAAGGUGCGGAAGCAGCUCAAGUCGCAUCCGCCAACGCCAAUUCCCGUGCCACCGGUGGAAGCCAUCUUUGUCAUGCACGACCCGUUGGAGUGGGAGUCUUGCCUUCAGGUCUUGAUUGACUUGCUCAUCUCGAAAGACGGCGUUCCAGGAACGCUGGACUCGAAGCAGCACAUUCCCAUCAUCUUUUCCAACGCUGACUUUUUGUGGAUGGCGGAGCAUCCGCAGCCGCGAUUUGGCCAAGGCGCGUUCAGACUCUGCUUGGAGGCACUGUACAAGGAACUCACCGGCAGGGAUCUACUGUACACGCAGCUGGGCAAGCCGUUUGGAGUGACGUACGACUAUGCAGAAAAGCUGCUGAAUGAGCAGGCCCAGAAGCUUGGCUACGAUGGUCUGAGUUACUUUUACAUGGUGGGCGACAAUCCGCGUUCGGACGUUCGCGGUGCCAAUAGCCGGCAGAAUGGCCGCUCCGUGCUUGUGCGCACGGGUGUGUUUUCGCCGCAUCUCGACAAUGAUCCCAGCGAUCCAGCCCACUUUGUGGUUCCGCACGUGCGCGAUGCCGUGCAGCUCGUGAUGCGUCAUUUUGACGAUGGCUUGCACCACCAUGGUGGCUCGGACGAGCUUCACGCCCACUUUGUCCAAAAGUCUCGCACGCGAAGUGAAAAAUAAACGAGUCAAGGUUUUUUGCAACAUGGCGAUUUUACAAAUAAAUUAAUUCGGCA